Prosopis cineraria is the source of this 2683-nucleotide messenger RNA. RefSeq lists its product as uncharacterized. The transcript has 16 exons. Bases 205 to 2157 code for a protein of 650 amino acids. Lineage: Eukaryota; Viridiplantae; Streptophyta; Magnoliopsida; Fabales; Fabaceae. The record is from RefSeq and is a predicted model, not a curated record.
CAUAGCUGCAGCCGUACACGUAAGUUAUACCAUACACUCACAGACAAGAGUGCGAAAGGAAAGUGAGUAUAGCAAAAUUUUGGAGCGGUUACCUCGCCCUCUCCUCCCUAUAGCUUUUCUCUGCCCCGUCAAAGCGAUCAUUCCUUUUCGGCCACUGCUACCAAGUUGAGUGAAAUCACAAUCUUCGUACCUGUAGUUACCGACAUGGACAAUUCUGGAAAUCCUCAAGAGGUGACUGUGCCACCAGUUGAAGGUGUUGCUGGAGGGGGGACAGCUUAUGGGUGGAAUGAUGGUGGUACACAGGGAUUGAGUAUACACAAGGGAUCUAUUGACCCUACAGAGAUUCCAACUAGGGAUAUGGUAUAUGUGUGGAGCAUGCCAAGCACAGCAAAUGUUGGAUCACAAGAUAUGCCUAGGCAUUUGGAGCCUGUAAAUCUGCUGGCAGCUAGAAAUGAGAGGGAGAGUGUUCAAAUAGCCAUGCGACCAAAGGUUUCUUGGGGUGGUCCUGGUGGUGUUGGGGGAAUUGUGCAGGUUCAAUGUAGCGACCUAUGCUCCACCUCUGGUGACAGGUUGGUUGUUGGCCAGUCUUUAAAGUUGCGGCAAGUGGUGCCUAUUUUAGGUGUACCUGAUGCUCUUGUGCCAGUUGAUCUUCCAGUCUGUCAAAUAAGCUUGUAUCCGGGGGAGACUUCUGUGCUUUGGUUAUCAAUUGAUGUUCCAAGUGCUCAACCCCCGGGACAUUAUAAUGGAGAGAUUAUCAUAACUGCUAUGAAGGCAGACGAAUCUCCAGGUCAAAGUUUAGUCAAGGCUGAGAAACAUCAGUUGUUUGAGGAGCUCAAGGGCUGCCUUGACAUAAUUGAGCCGAUUGAUGGAAAACCAUUAGAUGAAAUGGUACAAAGGGUGAAAUCUGCAACUGCAUCUUUAAGAAGGAUUCUUCUGUCUCCACUAUUUUCUGAAUUUUUUUCAGAUAAUGGAUCAGUAGAUAUGAUGGAUGAGGAUGCCAUUUCAAGUCUCUCAGUACGGGUGAAGUUGAAUCUGACAGUUUGGGACUUUAUACUUCCAGCAACUCCUUCUCUCCCGGCUGUAUUUGGUAUAUCUGAUACUGUAAUUGAGGAUCGUUUUGGUGUUCAACAUGGGACAGCUGAGUGGUAUGAAGCAAUGGACCAGCAUUUCAAGUGGCUUCUUCAGUACAGAAUUAGCCCCUAUUUUUGCAGAUGGGGUAAUGGCAUGCGUGUUUUGACAUACACUUGUCCAUGGCCAGCGGACCAUCCAAAAUCAGAUGAGUAUUUUUCAGAUCCACGGUUGGCAGCAUAUGCUGUGCCAUAUAGCCAUGUGAUCUCCAGUAAUGAUGCAGCAAAGGAUUACUUGCAGAAACAAAUUGAUAUUCUGAGGACAAAGAGUCACUGGCGAAAAGCUUACUUUUACUUGUGGGAUGAGCCACUGAACUUGGAACAAUAUGAUACUGUUCGCAAUAUGGCCAAUGAGAUUCAUUCUUAUGCUCCAGAAGCUCGUGUUUUAACUACUUACUAUUGUGGACCAAAUGAUGCACCUCUUGCAUCUACUCCAUUUGACGCUUUUGUAAAAGUUCCAAAUUUCCUUCGUCCUCAUAAUCAAAUUUAUUGUACAAGUGAAUGGGUUCUGGGAAAUCGAGAGGAUCUGGUCAAGGAUAUUGUUUCUGAAUUACAACCAGAGAAUGGUGAGGAAUGGUGGACAUAUGUAUGCAUGGGACCAUCAGAUCCUCAUCCUAACUGGCACCUUGGAAUGCGAGGCACUCAACAUCGUGCUGUCAUGUGGCGAGUGUGGAAAGAGGGUGGCACAGGAUUUUUGUACUGGGGUGCCAACUGCUAUGAGAAGGCUACUGCAGCCAGUGCAGAGAUAAAGUUCAGACAUGGCCUUCCACCUGGAGAUGGAGUUCUAUACUACCCUGGUCAGGUGUUCUCAUCUUGUGAUGAACCGGUUGCUUCUUUAAGACUAGAGCGCAUACUUAGUGGCUUGCAGGACUACGAGUACCUGAAACUAUACGCUUCUCGAUAUGGUAGGGAUGAAGGGGUUGCUCUUUUGGAGAGGACUGGCUUGUAUUUUGGUCCUGAGCGUUACACAUUUGAGCAUAUGCCAAUCGAUGCAAUGAGAGGAGAAAUAUUUAAUGCCUGCCGCUCCUAACUUUUUGUAUAGACGAUACCAUCCGUUUCAAGUGGUCUAUUUGGCUUUGGAAAAAAAAAAAAAAAGUGGUCUAUUUGGCGGCAGCUGUCAAAUCCAGGCUUCAGUGUUUAGCAUUCAAAUGUCAAUUGAUGCAGUGCAUAAUUUGAACUGUGGCUAUAAUAUCCAUUUGGAACAUAGUUAGAAAAUAGGGGAGCUCUCUUCUUCUUUUUUGGAAUAGUGAAAUGGACCACAAUGUCGGUGAGCAACUGGAGUUCCCCCCGCCCCCCCCCCCCCCACCCCCAAAAAAAAAAGAAAGAAAGAAAGAAAGAAAAAAUAUCACUUAGUCUCAUGUAAAUAUUUAUCCGAUGUUGCAAGGAUAAUUAGAAGUUAGAAGAUGUAUAUUGUGGGGCUAAUGCUCUAAACAGGUUUGGCUACUGGAUGAGAGAUUGUCCCUUUUUGGUUCAAUACUGUAUUUUAUGUCAUAUUAUUGAUGAUGAUGUCGUGUUUAUCCAAUCAAUUGACCAAGUUGACGUUGUUAGCUCAUGAA